CGCUGCGCUUGUUGGCUGCCUGAUAUGCAGACAUGGUCAUGAUAGCACACACAAGCGAACGUGGCGAGAUAAUCUCGGCACAAAGGUCGAAGAUGGCCCACACAUCGUCUCGCACUUGCCUGAGCAGCUGCGAAGCCCACUAUUCCUGCUUUCAUGACAGAUAGAGACGACUUGCCCAGUUGAAAGUCAAACACAAUGACGAAUGAUAACAAUCUCUUCGGGCUGCCAGACAGUGACUACCAGCCUAUCGCUAUUGUGGGAGUUGCUUGUCGAUUGCCCGGAGAAUCUUACACACCGUCCAAACUUUGGGAGAACUUGUUAAGACCUGGCAAAUCCGCAUGGUCAGAAGUGCCCAAAAACCGGUUCAAUCUUGAUGCGUGGUACCAUCCUGAUGGCACUAGACCCGGAAGCAUACAUACACUUGGAGGAUACUUUCUUAGCCACGAUGAUCACCUGCGCCAGUUCGAUCCUUCGUUCUUCGGAAUAAGCCCUCUCGAGGCCUCUUCGAUGGACCCCCAGCAACGCAAACUGCUCGAGGUGGUGUAUGAAAGUUUCGAAGAUGCUGGAGCCACUCUCGAGGAGCUCUCCGGUUCAAAAACAUCGUGCUUCGUUGGAUGCUUCACCAAUGACAUGCGACGCAUGGUUUCAAGAGACUUGGAAUAUGGAUUACCUUAUGAGAUGACCGGCAGCGACAUGACAAUCUUGAGCAACCGGAUCAACUACGUCUUCAACCUCAAAGGACCAAGCAUGACAGUCGACACAGCCUGCUCAUCUUCUCUCUACGCCUUGCACCUUGCAUGUCAAAGUUUGAUCGUCGGCGAUUCUGAAGCCGCUGUGGUAGGGGGCACGAACAUCAUAAACGACAUCGAGCAGCACAUCGCCAGUGUGCGACUUGGAGUUUUGUCUCCAUCAUCGACAUGUCACACUUUCGACGAGCGUGCGGAUGGGUUUGGUAGAGGCGAAGGCAUCUGUGCAGUAUACUUGAAGAAGCUCUCAACCGCUGUGGCUGACGGAGAUCACAUCCGUGCGGUCAUCAGAUCCACCGCAGUGAACAGUAAUGGGAAGAGCCAAGGCAUCAAUCAUCCCAGUUGGGAAGGUCAAGCGAAUGUCAUCAGAGAAGCAUAUGCUAAUGCAAACCUGGAUCCUAGACAGACUGGUUAUUUCGAGUGUCAUGGAACUGGAACGCAGGUGGGUGAUCCAAUAGAGGCGAUGGCCGUUGCGGAUGUUUUUGCCGAUGGUCGGACGCCAGACGAACCCCUAUUUCUGAGUUCAGUCAAGACAAACAUAGGCCACACCGAAGGUGCAAGCGGGCUUGCAAGCGUUAUAAAGGCAGUAUUGAGUAUUGAGAAUUCUCUGAUCCCAGCCACAGUCGGGGUCGAGACUCUCAACACGGCUAUCGACUUCAGAGAUGGCCGACUUGCUGUUGUUCGAAAAACUAUACCCUGGUCAGCAAAGCUCCCCAAACGAGUGAGCAUCAACUCUUUUGGAUACGGAGGUGCGAAUGCGCACUGCAUUAUCGAGUCAUCUGAGAUCCUUAUCCGGCCUGCUCAAGGCUAUGAAAGCACACCCUCAGUCUUGAAAGAGUCCUAUGAUACCGUAAUUACCCGUUUGAAAGCUGACACUAUCACGAAUAUGGAACAGACGCUCAAGAGGUACCUGUUGGUAUUCUCAGCUCAUGAUCGGCUUACCCUUGAGAAGAAUAUUGCUGCACUAGCAACCAUGAUUCAUAAACAUCCUGCAGCGAGUGUUGCAUAUAUUCUGGCUAAUAGAAGAACCAGACUUUCAUGUACGGCUUUUGCAACGAUCGCUGGUACGGAAGUCGAGUCGCAGUCUCUUCUAGAUAGAGUGCAGUACGGAGUCGAGGCACCGCUGGAGGCUUUGGUUGUGGCAUUCGUCUUCACAGGUCAAGGUGCGCAAUGGCCGACCAUGGGCUCCAAGUUGAUCCAGCAGUAUCCUAUCGUCCGUCAAACAAUGGCUGUUUUACAGUCUGCACUUGACGCACAGUCGAUCGUCCCGGACUGGCGUCUGGUCGAGGAAUUAUCGAAGCCAGCAAAGCAAAGUCGUAUGCACGAAACGGCUCUUGCUCAACCACUGAGCACUGCACUUCAGAUCGCUUUAGUCGUCCUCCUCCGAUCCUGGGGUAUACACCCAAGAGCUGUUGUUGGGCAUAGCUCUGGCGAAGUCGCCGCAGCAUUUACAGCAGGACUGUUGACAGAAACUGAGGCCAUCGCGAUAGCUUACUAUCGUGGUAUUGCAGUGAGCGAGCAUGGUAGACCUGGAGCAAUGAUGGCUGUAGGUCUAGGUGCCGACAAAGUUAUGCUCUAUCUGGUAAAUCAGUCGGAUGUAGUGAUUGCCUGCCAGAAUUCGCCCGAGAGUGUUACUCUCAGUGGUGAUGUGGACAUCAUUAGUAGGAUACAUGCUCGCCUCAACAAGGAAGGUAUUUUUUCACGAAUACUCGAUACCUCUGGCAAUGCAUAUCACUCGCACCUUGUCAAGGAUGCUGGCCAAUACUACGAAGACUUCUUCAAGUCCUCGUUCGCGAAAACUUCUCCUGAAACACCAUCCGAGGUCCCGAUGUACUCAUGCAUCAAUGGAAGGGUCUUGAGCUGUUCAGAUCAAGUUCGGAUUGGAUACUGGAGGGAAAAUUUGGAGAGUCCAGUCAACUUCACACACGCCUUGUCGUCCCUAAUUGCAUCACAGCCUACUGUUAAUUGUCUGAUUGAGAUUGGAAUGCACUCUGCACUAUCCGGUCCAAUAAAACAGAUCCGAAAUGCAAUUGGAAUAACGCCAGAAAGGCUUUGUUACAUGCCUAGCAUCAUCCGCAAUGGCGAUAAUGUUGAGAACCUCAUCUCUUUGGCUGGCAACCUCUGGAGUGCAGGUUACCCAAUAAAUAUGGCAGCUGUGAACGGCUUGGCUGGAGAGAGGCAUAGACACUUGCCAGACCUACCCACUUAUCAAUGGAACUAUGAGAGCGGCCAUCUUUGGAACGAAAGUAGAUUGAGUCAAGGUUUGCGAUUUCGGGAGCACGCCCGGCAUGAUCUGUUGGGUUCUCUUGUCGUGGUCUCCUCUGCUCUCAAUCCGACGUGGCGUAACAAGUUGAAGAUUAGAAACGUCCCAUGGCUAUCGGAUCACCGCAUCGGUGAUGAUGUGAUCUUUCCUGCAGCUGGAUACUGUGCCAUGGCAAUAGAAGCAGUGACGCAGUCUGCUGAAUUCGCCGGAGCAGUGGUUAGCGGCUACAUAAUUCAGCACCUAUCGAUCAAGACGCCGCUGGUAAUUCCGUCGGAAGGUGAGGUUGAAAUUCUAUUCGAUCUUCAUCUAGCGGGUGGUUCUACGUCACAGGGGAGUCAUAAUACGUUCGAUUUCAAUCUGAGCUCGGCCAGCGCAGACGACGGGUGGACUGAACAUGCUGCUGGAAGAAUUGUGUUUCACGAGCAAAGUACAGUACCAAGCACUCUUGACGACCAUGUCUAUAAGGCCGACCCUGAAGAUGCAAGUCAUGGAGACUGGUACAAGGCGCUCGCCAAGAUCGGAUUGCAUUAUGGCCCAAGUUUUCGUCCCCUGAGACAGAUUAGUACCAAUGCGAAGGACAACAGCGCGACUGCGCAGAUCAACAUGCAGACAACCAAAGGUUUGAUGACCCAGGAAUCUCAUUACGCAAUCCAUCCCACGACACUGGAUGGCUGUAUACAGCUCGCUGUCAUCGCAGCGUGUAAAGGUGACAUUAGAGGCAUUUCGAAGGCGUAUCUUCCUACCACAGUCGACAAUUUGGCAAUAUGGCGGACAUCAGAUUCAUCCCAACUGUCAGAUUGGUGUCUGCUUUCUAGCCAUGGUGCGCAACGUGGCAUGCGAUCUGUACAUGGAUCCUCGCAACUCUUUAGUUCGGACCAUGUCCUGAUAGCGCAGAUGACGAUCUCGUUGAUGUCCCUCGAAGGUGGUUUCGCUGACCAGGAGUCUCAACGAGCGCGCGAGCCAUUUACGCGGCUUGUUUGGCAACCUAUCAUCGACAAAGACCAGAUUGAUGGAGAUCUCCUGCCAACAAACACUAGUUCCGGCCUCAUGUCCGUCUCAAAUGACGCCGAACUCUUGCUCGUAUACAAAACAUUUUUCUGUCCACUAGCCAAAGCUGUCGAAGCUCGCGCCAAGGAUCAGGGCAUCGAGACUCGGCGCGUUGCUUUAGCAGAUUCAGAAUUCAGUAUCACCAAGGGCUCUCGAGUUCUUGUGAUGGCUGAGCUCGAAGGUCCGCUGCUCGUUGACAUGACCAGUCAAGAACUAUGCGCGGUGAAGGCACUACUCAGAAUGGCCUCGUCUCUCAUGUGGGUUACACGAGGUGGGCUUCUGAAAGGCAAGGUCCCAGAAUUCUCGAUCAUCUCUGGUAUGGCAAAGUCCAUUACAAAGGCACAGCCUUCCCUUCGGCUGUCGAGUAUCGAUGUGGAUCCCGAUGAUGCCGACGACGUAUUUCUGGCAACAGCCAUUGUCCACCAUGAGCACCGUUUAUGCGAAGAUGUCGAUUGUGUCCUCGAUGACCAACUUAUUGUUGCUAGCGGUUUCGUGUAUGCGGGUCGAUACGUUCUGGAUAGCGACCUGAACCGCGAUGCUGAACACCAAUUGAAGCCUGAACCAAUGAUGUGCCAGAUGGAAGACAAUCUAGAGCUGACUUUCCGGCAAGUCGGCCGUGUGGAAAGCUUCUACUUUGAGAGGAAGCCCGUGUCUUCCCUUCACAUCGAACCGGAUGAGAUUCAGUUGACACCACUGGCAUACGCCCUUGGACCUCGUGAAGCAGCUAUCCUCAAAGGAAACCAAGUUUCAGACUACUUCAGCAAUGUAUGCGUUGCAUCAGUACAGUGUAGCGGGGCCCAAGUUACAAGACUUCAACCAGGUGACAGAGUCAUUUGUUGCUAUCCAGGCAGGUUCGAUAGCUCUUUCGUCGUGAGCGAAAGUGCUUGUGAGGCGUUAUUCUCUGAGGAAGAUGCAGGAGACAUCAUCACCUCAUUGUUACCAUACUGCGUGGCAAUUCACACCAUGCGUAAUAUAGCUCACAUACGCAAAGGACAAAUAAUACUGGCCGAAGGUCUACCGGACGCAAUAGCCAUCGCAAUAGCACGAUAUGCGCAAGCUUCUGAAUGCAGCGUUAUUCUAGCGUUUGACUCAGAGGAAGGCAAGAUCUCCUUCCAAGAUGAACACCCAGAUGUCGUAUCGUAUGCAUCCUGCAUCCUGAGCUUGAUGCUGACGCAGCAGACGAACAUCUUGACAGAAGGCAAGGGAAUCGAUGUAGCGUUGACAUGUCCAAAGAGCACGAACUCCCCUACAAUCUGGCAAACCCUAGCGAAGGACGGCCGUCUCAUCUAUACGCUGGAAGGCUCGGAGCUCCCCAAUAUCAGCUUGCUUAAUCCUUCAGUCUUUGUGCGAGGUGCCUCGCUGUCUUCUUUUGACAUGAACGACAUGAUUGCGGCACAAUCUCAAAAGGCGACGACUCUUGUGGGUGAAGUCUUGGAUCUUUUGCGGCAUGGUACAAUCCAGGGUAUUUCCCCAAGCGCGACCUUCAGUCUUUCGGAGCUACCGCGUGCAGUUGCUGCAGUGGCGAAGCCAAACGCGACAUCUGAUAUCGUCCUCACGUUUGAUCGUGGAGAUUUAGUACCCAUUCAUCUUCCUUAUCAACAAGUUGAGUUCAGCUCGGAGUUCUCAUACGUCCUAGUUGGGUGCCUUGGUGGGUUAGGCCGAAGUCUGGUGAGAUGGAUGUUCUCACAAGGUGCGAGACGAUUUUUGUUCCUAUCAAGAUCAGGUGCCGAAAAACCUGUAGUGGCAAGCUUCAUCUCAGAGCUAGCAAAAAUGGGCGCCGAAAGUAUAGUCGUCAAGGGUGACGUUAGUCGUCUUGAAGAUGUGCAUCGCAUCGUCUCAUUAGCCAAGACGCCCGUCAGAGGAGUCAUGCAGCUAGCCAUGGCGUUACAUAGCAGAUUCUUCGACGACAUGUCCAUCGAAAAUUGGCAGGGUGUUCUGUCUCCAAAGAUACAGGGAACAAUCAACCUACACCAGGCACUAUAUCACGAACCAUUAGACUUUUUCGUCAUGACUAGCUCGACUCUUGGUAUCGCUGGUGCAUCGACACAGAGCAACUACGCUGCUGCAAAUGCUUUCUUGGACUCCAUGGCCCGACACCGUUGGAGUUUGGGUAUGGAAGCGUGUUCUAUUGCACUUGGAAUGAUUGUUGGAGUCGGACAUGUGGAGGAUCAUCCUGAAGUCAAGCAAGCUUUCGAGCAGCGGAACAUCUAUGGUAUCCCCGAAGAUGAGUUCUUGAGAAUGAUGGAGACUGCUUGCAGACCUCGAGGUGCCAUUUCAUCCAUGUCCAAACACGACCCGCUCAGUGUUGCACAAAUCAUUACGGGCCUGGAACCAGGCAUGCUCGCCGGAUCGGCUAUGCAGUCAUCAUGGCUCGCAGAUCCUCGUUUCUGCAAUAUAGCCACUGCUAUUGCGCAGAUUAGCGAAGGGAGCGCUGUGUCUCAAAGUGACGAAACACUAGAUACAGUGACAAGGCUCAGAGCAGCAGCGGCGUCAAACAACGAGAACGCAGUUCAACUCGCAGUCAAGGAUCUCGUGCUCCAACAAUUUUCUAAACUCACGUUGGUCUCACUGGAUAAGCUUACCACGUCGCUGGAGCGCCCGAUGGCAGACUUUGGCAUGGAUAGCAUGAUAACUGCCGAACUUCGUAGCUGGGCUUGGAGGGAGCUUGCAGCAGACUUACCGUUCAUGAAACUUCUCAAAGGAGAUAUGCGGAUUGGCGCAUUGGCAGAUCUCGUGUGGUCUUCCAUGGACCACGGGAGAUGGCAAUGUUGAGCAUGACGAUUGUGGGGGCACUGGUGGUGGGUAUGCGUUGAUGUCCGCUAGCUGUAGGCUUCAAUUAGACCUUCUAUUGUAUUUAAACAAUAUAGUCGGUCGCAAAAAUCUGUGAAUGACCUCAGUAUCAUGUCUCGG
Aureobasidium subglaciale EXF-2481 is the source of this 6966-nucleotide messenger RNA. RefSeq lists its product as uncharacterized. The record is from RefSeq and is a predicted model, not a curated record. Gene Ontology annotation, biological process: secondary metabolite biosynthetic process; fatty acid biosynthetic process. Lineage: Eukaryota; Fungi; Ascomycota; Dothideomycetes; Dothideales; Saccotheciaceae. The transcript is spliced from 2 exons. Gene Ontology annotation, molecular function: oxidoreductase activity; 3-oxoacyl-[acyl-carrier-protein] synthase activity; fatty acid synthase activity. Bases 196 to 6828 code for a protein of 2210 amino acids.